AUGAAUACGGAUUCUAUUAAUACCUAUGUAGUCAAUGAAUUUGCUACGAACGAUGAAAUACAAGCAAUGUCAAUGGAUAUUGAUGAAGCAAUCGAGCGACUUGGCUAUGGGAGAUUUCAAAAAGACAUUUUAUUGGCAGCUGGUCUUUGUUUCGCCGCAGAUGCCAUGGAGGUUUUGCUUCUGUCGUUUCUUUCUAUAGUUUUGAAAGCAGAGUGGGGACUCACAGAUUAUCAAGAGAAUACAGUUAUUUCUAUAGUAUUUGCUGGCGCUGCAAUCGGCACAUUGAUUCUUUCACCUUUGGCGGAUAUCAUUGGACGAAAAAUAAUCUUCGGAGUUACCGCAGCAACAAUCAGUGUCUUUGGAAUCCUCACUGCCUUUUGUGCGACGUAUGAAUGGCUUCUUUUCGCACGAUUUAUGGUGGGCUUUGGGGUCGGAGGCUUGACUGUUCCUUUUGAUACGUUGGCAGAAUUUGUUCCAAAUUCACAGAGGGGUGCCAACCUGCUUGAGAUUGAAUAUUUUUGGACAGCCGGGACGAUAUCGGUACCAGUUGUUGCUUGGUUGACUCUUGGAGACUCUGCAUACUUUGAGUCUUGGCAGCUCUUUGUUCUCAUCUGUUCGCUCCCGUGCGUAGCCUCGGCAGUCACUGCCGUGCUGCUAGUGCCAGAGAGUCCGAGGUGGCUAGUUGCGAAAGGAAGCCACGCAGAAGCGCUCAGAAUUCUUAGAGGUGCAGCCGCUCGUAAUGGCCUUGAUCCUUUCGAAGUCUAUCCAAACGGAACAAAAAUUUUGGAAUUGAAUCAAGCGAGAGAAAGUGUAUGCGAUCUUUUUUCGGCGAAAUGGUUGAAAAUUACACUUUUGCUCUGGACUGUAUGGGGUUUUUUGGCGAUUCUGUAUUAUGGUGUUAUCAUUGCGGUCACAAUUGUGUUCUCCUCCCAAGUCGAAAUCCAGGAUGACAACAGCCAGGAGGCCUCCUACUAUUUUGAUUUUGGUGCUAUCUUCAUAAGUGCAUCAGCAGAAAUUGUUGGACUUCUAAUGGCAAUGUUCACCAUUGAUCAAGCUGGUAGAAUAAAGACACAGACAUUUUCAUACCUAUUGGGAGGAAGCUCUUGUCUCUUGCUGCUACUCGUGGCCUCAAUAAAUGGUCCCCGUUCAGUGCUCUUGGUAUUUGCAUUUACAUCAAGGAUGGCCAUGAUGGGUGCUAGUUGCACGACUUGGGUCUCAACAAGUGAGAUUUUGAGCACUGAUAUCAGGGCCAGUGGACAUGGAACAGCCAAUGGUAUGGCUCGACUAGCAGGAAGUGUCACCCCUUACAUAAUCAACGACAAGGCGUCUCUUAACGUGAUUGGCCUUUUCAUCUUUUCAAUCAGCGUUCUGACAGCAGCUACAGCAUGGCACCUACCAGAGACAGCUGGUCAGGCAAUGGGAGGAGUUCAUGGCACACGAAGAAAUGAAGCAAAAUUGGGAAAAAUAGAAUCACACAAUCAGAGCUCUGCUGCAACAGCUCCAUAUCAAACAAUGCAGUAG
Molecule: messenger RNA, 1521 nt
Organism: Cylindrotheca closterium
Lineage: Eukaryota; Bacillariophyta; Bacillariophyceae; Bacillariales; Bacillariaceae
Source: the annotation of a GenBank genome assembly